UAUUGCAAUUUCCAAAGCGUGUAGACUUAUCCCAUCUCAUUACGGUCGCAAUCUAGUCCUUCACACGUCCACCGUAAACUUCCAUGCACAAGCACAAUUCUGUAAUUCCUAUAAUACCCUUGGUCUUUCCGUUAUAAUUCAAACGUACCACCACCUCCAUCUUCAUUGUAGCAACAAAUCCAAUUUGUAUAAUUUGAAAACAAAUUUCGAAACCCUAAACUACAUUUUUCACUUUUCCAUGGCUUUGAUUAUCUCCUGCUCCGCUCUAACCACGAUCCGAGCAUGUUCCGGAUCCGGAUCUUUAAAAAACCCGGAUUCGAACCGUAAGAAAUCCGCUUCUUGGUGGGCACCUCUCUUCGGUUUAUCCCCCGAUCCAGAAUAUCUCAACAUCGACGGCUCAGGCUCUUCGGUGAGUUCGGAUUCGAAUCCGGAUAAAAAAGAUAUCUCCGGGUCGGGUCAGACUCAGAAGCUCCGUCGCGGUUGUCUCACGGAGGAGAAAGCUAAGCAGCUGAGGAGGAAAAUAGCAGAAGCUUCCACGUUCCACGAUGUUAUGUAUCAUUCCGCCAUUGCAUCUCGUCUCGCUUCUGAUCUCUCCGGCCGGGUUGAAGAUUGAUUGAAAAACGGAUCCGGGUCAGAUCUGGAGAUGGGAAUCUUUUAUUUGUUUUAUUUUAUUCUCAGUGUUUCGUAUAGGAUGCAGACCAUAUUCUAUCGGUGCUCCUUUUUUAUUAGAACCGUUGGAUUGUGUUUGGUCUUUGUUAGUAUGUGUUGUUUGUUGUAAAUUCUGGUUCCUCAUUGACCGUUGGAUUAUUAGUAGCCAACCGUUGGAUCUCCCACUUGUUCGUUUAGACAUCAUUUAUUGUCACUAAUCAGCUCUUUGAAUCUUUGAUUGUACUUCAGAAACUGAAUAUUUGGCCUUGUUUUAUUUUAGGGACAUAACCACUUGCAUGAA
Camelina sativa (false flax) is the source of this 949-nucleotide messenger RNA. RefSeq lists its product as uncharacterized. The record is from RefSeq and is a predicted model, not a curated record. NCBI's taxonomy places the organism in Eukaryota, Viridiplantae, Streptophyta, Magnoliopsida, Brassicales, Brassicaceae.